CAAAAUCAAUCAAAAUACAACAAACACAGAGACAACAAAGAAAUUUAAGAAAUCAAAGAGAAAUUUGUAAAUAGGAACUUUUAUGGGUAUGAAAUAAUACUUAAAUAGUUAACAUAAAACAUAUUAAUAAAUGAAUCUUUGUCUUCUUUUACCUAUAACCAACGUAAACGCAAUACUUACCAACAAACUUAGAAAUAAAACGCAGAGCAUGGAAGUCAAAGAUUUGGUCCAGUGCGGCAACUUACUUCAACUGAAACUCGGCAUAACAAACUACAACACACCAUUCGCUACAAGAACGAGCCAGGAAUAUGUGAUCAGCGGCUCUGCAGUACUCCAGGUGAAGGCAAUAGCCGCCCAGGUCAACAACGGCCACACUAAUGUCUACAACAACCUCAUCUUCAUCAAAUUCAUGAAGUACCGUCCUGCCGAUGAUCUCACAUACACUAUCAAAUUUUCAAGCGCAGAACUAGGCAUUACUAAUAAGACAUUUGUCAGUGACGACGGCACUUGGCAUUUGAUACAUGAAAACAAGAGGCAGCAAUACAGCUUUGAUAUUAAAGUGACCAUGGACGUUGUACCACGGGCCGGCUCAUUCUCGUCUCUUCAUGAAGACACAGAGCUGACUGAUUUUGAGUUAAGAGGCGAAGAUGGUUCUGUGCACAUUCACCGGGCAGUGUUAGCUGCAUCAAGCCCGGUGCUGCGGCGCAUGCUCGGUGGCACAUGGAGAGAGACCACCGAGGGCCAUGUUGAGGUGCCAGGGACCUCCCGGACCACUCUGCAACACCUCAAGGACUAUGUAUACCUGUACAAACUGCCAGACAGUACGGGACUUGAGCAGCUCUUACUUUUAGGUUCGUACUACAUGAUGCCAGAUUUGGAACAGAAAUGCGUUGACAAAUUGGUGAGCUCUCUAACAGCUGAGAAUGCGUGUGAACUGUUGGAAUUUGCAGCAAAACACAAGGUGACUCGGCUGCUCCUGGCUAUUCUGGAGUGCAUUCAGGGGGGAACAGUUAAGGUACAGGAAAUGCGAGAUUACUUUCUGCAGGGGGGUGAGUGAGUGAGUGUGUAUUAUAUGAACACUAUUGAAUAGUGAGCAUAUUUGUGUUUUAUAAUCUCAUAUUACUUAACAAAGGCAUGUCCUUUCAUGUUAUUGUGGUUAAUCUUUUUUACAAUAUACAAUACUUUGAUGUUGUACAACUUGUACAUAUAAAAUUGAUAUAAUCACGGAAUUGACUAGGCUUACUGUAACCCUACUUACCCUAGUCGAUUGAAUUUAAUGUAUAAGGACCUGUUAAUUUUAUAUAUGAUGAAGUCUGAAAAUGUAUUUUGAAUUGGUAGGUAUACUUACCAUAUCUUGUGAAUCUCUGAAUUGUACCUAAUUAUAGAUAGGUACUUACAAAACAAUUUAGCAGUUUAAUCAAUCAGUGAAACACACCUUAUUUUUUAAUCACCGCAGGGGACCUUAUGAACUUAUGGGGUAGAGUAAAAAGGCCUGUCUGAUUUCACUUGAAAAAUUAUUUCAGAUUCUUAUUUGAUUCCAAUACAAUUUUAUUGAAUUUAUGCCAAUAAAAUAUUUUAUACCAG
This is a messenger RNA of Plutella xylostella (diamondback moth), 1584 nucleotides long. RefSeq names its product speckle-type POZ protein. The record is from RefSeq and is a predicted model, not a curated record. Gene Ontology annotation, molecular function: protein binding. NCBI's taxonomy places the organism in Eukaryota, Metazoa, Arthropoda, Insecta, Lepidoptera, Plutellidae.